AUGUCUGUAUCACUGGAAUCUCGCGCAAAGGGUGCAAUCUGGGGAGUCUGCGUCGCCGACGCCCUGGGCGGACCAGUCCAGUUCGAAGAUCCAAAGACAUUCGAGCCGAUUACUGGGUUGAGAUAUGUGGCGCCGUUUGAUCAACCUGCUGGCUCCUACUCGGACGAUGGCUCAAUGACUCUAGCCCUAGCCUACUCCAUCGCCGAAUCAGAAAUGGACUACAACCACACGCUCUCAAUCAAGUUCUACGUCGAAUGGAUGCGAAGUGGUCGAUUCGGAACCAUUGAUCGAGCCUGGGAUAUGGGCCGGUCAACGCGCAAAUCCUUGUCUAUCUGGAAUAAUUCCCGCAUGGAAAAUCUUGAGGCUGCACAGGCUCGCAUUGAUAUUGAGUUGGACGGAGAGGAAUUUUCUGGAAAUGGGAGCUUGAUGAGGAUUGUUCCUCUUGGUGUUGCUUACUGGAAUGAUGUUCGUCUUGCGAGGGACCUUGCCCGGGUUCAAAGUCGUGUCACGCAUCCUUCUUUGGCCUGUGUUGAGGCUUGUGCAGCUUAUACGGUGCUAGUUUGUGGGGCUAUGAAUGGUCAUUCAAAGAAGCAGUUGUUUGAUUCGAUUUCUGCUUUUCGUUUUACGCAUCCUGCUUUGAAGGCACGUGUGGCGCAAUACAAAAGUCUCGAGGACUGGACUGCCAAGACUGAUAGGCAUAUUACGAGUAGUGGGUGGGUUGUUGAUACGCUUGAGGUUGCGCUGUGGGCUUUCUUUAGGUUUGAUACCUGGAAGAAGGGUGCUUUGGCUGUUGUGAAUCGAGGUGGUGAUUCUGAUACUGCUGGUGCUGUUUAUGGAGGCUUGGCUGGGGCAUUUUAUGGGGUUGAGUCUAUACCUCGGGAAUGGAAGGAUGGAAUGCAGAGAAAAGACUUUAUUGGGGGCAUUGCAACGAAGUUGGCCUCUGGGGUUGUUGAUGCCAGUUCGAAGUGA
Messenger RNA from Penicillium nucicola, 969 nucleotides. RefSeq names its product ADP-ribosylglycohydrolase family protein. Bases 1 to 969 code for a protein of 322 amino acids. NCBI's taxonomy places the organism in Eukaryota, Fungi, Ascomycota, Eurotiomycetes, Eurotiales, Aspergillaceae. The record is from RefSeq and is a predicted model, not a curated record. The transcript is spliced from 3 exons.